Molecule: messenger RNA, 981 nt
Organism: Symbiodinium natans
Lineage: Eukaryota; Dinophyceae; Suessiales; Symbiodiniaceae
Source: the annotation of a GenBank genome assembly
AUGGUGGUCACGAGAGUCAGAUUGCACCAGCGGCCUCCCACUAUCGGAGCUCAGAACUGCAGCGGCCGAUUUGCCGAGCUCGAGCUGCCACAUGUCCUGGGCGUCGAGGGUGUUGGUGUGGUCUUGAAGUCCCGGUGCGAGAGUUUUCAAGAGGGCGCCAGGAUCGCCUUCCUUCUGAAGAAGUUCUUCAAUGACGAGAGCCAUGGCUGCUGGCAGCGCCGGCUCAUUUUAGAUGAACACCGGGCGAUGAUCUUGGCGGUACCUGCCGUCGUUGGCCUAAACCAGAUUGCAGCAUGCACAACAUCCACAGUUGCGGCCCUCGCCUUUCUGAAGUUUUUCCCUCCGGCCUCCCAGAUAAUCGUGACGGCAGCCUGCGGUGCUGUGGGCCUGGCCACGAUGCAGCUGGGAGCUCUCCGUGGGCAUCGGAUGAUUGGGCUGGUUCGUGGUCCUGAACGAGCUGCCUGGAUUGCAAAGGAGCUGGUGGGGUGUGGUUCCAUUGCAGUGGUCGACACCGACGCGCCGGGAUGGAUCAGGCUCGCCUUCCCUAUGUCUGGCAAGGGCGAGCUUAUCGCGCCUCCGGAUUCCACAGAUGUCGGCGGCGGUGCUGACGGAAUCAUUGAUGGAGUUGGUGGUGAGGUGCUAGCCCUAGCACUGGAGGAGCUUCUACGGGUGCGUGCCAUCGUCGUACGGUACAGCGCCGUGCUUGGAGAGGACGCGGCGCGUGUGGAUGCUGCGCAGCACAGGUUGCACCUGCAGGUGAGGUAUGGAAACAUCGAAGAAUUCAUGGCCUCCCUUGAUGCGGUCCGGCAAGUCGAGGCGGCCUUCGCCCUGAUCGGGGACGCGAGGUAUCAACCAAAGGCCUGGCAUGUGGCCAGUUGGAAGGAGGUUGCAGAGUGCAUGAAGGACCAGCCAAUUUGGACACGCCAUGCGACACAGGUGAAACCUGGGCGCAUCGGUCGGAUCAUCCUGAAGUUCGACUGA